Messenger RNA from Linum trigynum, 1899 nucleotides. NCBI's taxonomy places the organism in Eukaryota, Viridiplantae, Streptophyta, Magnoliopsida, Malpighiales, Linaceae. The record is from the annotation of a GenBank genome assembly.
AUGAAGUUGACGUGCUUGAGCAGCGGUAGCGGCUACCAGUUCCCUCCUUGUCACAUCCUAGAAGAUGUGUGUGGGUUUAGGAUAUUGCUGGACUGCCCACUUGACCUUUCUGCUCUCUCAGUCUUUUCCCCAGUUCCUCCUGAUAAUGACUUUGUAUCGGAUGGAAAAGCCUCGUACGAUUCAGCCCGUGAUUGUUUCGACAAGGAACAGGAGAUUCAGAAGAGGCAGAAAAUUGAAACACCACUUCAUGGGAAAGACUUAAUUCAUGAUGAACUUUGGUACAAAACAGUAAAGAAUUUGCACCUCUGGGACCCUUCUUCGAUUGAUGUUGUGCUGAUAUCAAGUGUCAUGGGAAUGCUUGGAUUACCAUUUCUUACUCGCGCUGAAGGUUUCUCGGCAAAGAUUUAUGCGACUGAUGCAGCAGCAAGGCUGGCGCGGCUUAUGAUGGAGGAUCUUAUCGCUAUGAAUAUGGAAUAUCAGUACUUUUAUGGUCCCAGGGAGUCUGGUGGUCCUCAUUGGAUGAGGUGGGAAGAGCUUGAGUUGCUCCGGCCUGAAUUGAAGAAGGUAGUGGUUGGCAAGGAUGGGACUGAGCUGGGUGGGUGGUUGCCACUUUACAGUUCAGCAGAUGUGAUGGAUUGUAUGCGGAAGGUCCAAACACUUAAAUAUGCAGAAACAGCAUGUUACAACGGAACUUUGGUCUUACAACCAUUCAGCUCAGGUUCAGAGAUAGGAUCUUGUAAUUGGACAAUUGAUGGUCCCAAAAGAAACAUCGCCUGGCUUUCCUGCUCAAUAUUUGCUUCUGCACAUGCGAUGAACUUUGAUUAUGGGGCAUUGAGGGGACGAGAUCUGGUGUUAUAUUCAGAUAAGCAGUUCCUGCCUUUAAUGGACGAAGUUCAAAGCAAUGAUGCUUCUUCAACCAUUCCAUCUAAUGAUUUAUCAAGUCUAAGUAGGUACUGCAGUGCUGAUAAAGAUGAUUGGAAAGAAUUGACUGAGAGCUUACUGAGUACUGACGAGAUUUUAGAAAAAGAGAAAAUGGAUUUUAUUUGCUCAUGCAUUCUCCAGUCUGUUCAAGCUGGUGGUUCAGUCGUUAUACCUUAUAAUCGCCUUGGAAUUCUUCUGCAGCUAUUGGAAAUGAUACCGGUCCUCCUUGAGUCGUUGGCAGCAGAUGUUCCAAUUUACGUUAUAUCUUCGAUGGCUGCUGAACUUUUAGCAUUCACUAACGUCAUACCAGAAUGGGCGAGUAAGCCACGACAAGAAAAGAUGUUUUCUGGUGAGCCAAUGUUCUCCCAUGUCGACCUUGUGAAUAAAAGGAAGCUUCAUGUAUUUUCAGCUAUUCACUCACCUGAACUACUAACCACUUGGCAGGAACCCUGCAUCAUAUUUGCUCCACAUUGGAGUUUAAGACUUGGUCCUGUUGUUCAUUUGCUUCGGCGUUGGAGUGGUGAUGAGAACUCUCUACUCAUCUUGGAGGAUGGGGUUGAUCCUGAUAUUGCCCUUCUCCCUUUCAAACCGCUGGAAAUGAAGGUUCUUCAGUGCUCAUUUCUUCCAGAGAGAAGGCUACCAAAAGUUGACUGUAUGCUGAAGUUACUGCAGCCAAAGAUUUUGGUGCUCCCUGACGAUUUGAAGGAGAAACUGGAUUUCUCAAAUCCCAGUUUGGACUCAUUCUCAGUCCUCUACUACACAGAAGGCGAAACAUUAUCUUUACCAAGCUCCCCUGAAGGAACCCUGGACCUGGAAAUCGCAUCUGUUUUGGCCGAGAGGUUUGCUUGGCAAAACUUGGGAAGGCAGGAUGUAAUGUACACACGAUUGGAAGGAGAGCUAGUUAUGGAGCAAGGCAAAUUUCGGUUAUUACCUGGAAUCACAAGUGCAGAUUCACACCCAUCAAAAAACAAGGAAUGA